Messenger RNA from Laetiporus sulphureus 93-53, 1835 nucleotides. Its product is annotated as peptidase S28. Bases 54 to 1652 code for a protein of 532 amino acids. The transcript is spliced from 11 exons. Lineage: Eukaryota; Fungi; Basidiomycota; Agaricomycetes; Polyporales; Laetiporaceae. Gene Ontology annotation, biological process: proteolysis. Gene Ontology annotation, molecular function: dipeptidyl-peptidase activity; serine-type exopeptidase activity. The record is from RefSeq and is a predicted model, not a curated record.
CAGCAAGGGGGGUCUCGAGACAGCCUUCCUUGACGGGACUGUACGUUGCCUGCAUGGUGGGCGAGGCUCUUCUUUGGCUUGCGGGCUCCCUGGUCCUGCUACUCGCGUCCGUUGUUGACGCCCGUCUUCCCGAUGGACGUGUUCAUGGGAACAUGGCCCCGACGCCCUCGGUUCCCAAGGCACCUGUGCCCAACGAAGACCUGCCCGUUACCGACCGCAACGGCAGCACGAUUCCGCCGUACAACACGACGUAUUACUUCAACCAGCUGAUUGACCACAAUAAUCCCAGCAAGGGCACGUUCGUGCAACGGUACUGGCAUACCUGGGAGUUCUACGAAUCAGGCGGCCCGAUUAUUCUAUUCACCCCGGGAGAAGUAAACGCUGAUGGAUACUACGGUUACCUCACGAACGGGACAAUCAACGGGCGCAUCGCUGAACAGCAGAAUGGCGCGACGAUCGUCCUCGAGCACCGCUUCUACGGCUACUCGAACCCGUACAACAACUUGUCAGUGGCGAGCCUGCAAGUGCACACGAUCGAGCAAGCGAUCCAGGACCUCGUGUACUUUGCAUACAAUGUUGAUUUUCCGAUGCCUGGUGGCGACAGUGUCGAUCCGGACGAGGCGCCCUGGAUCUUGAUUGGCGGGAGCUACUCGGGAGCUUUGACAAGUUUUACGGUGGUCAACCAGCCUGAUGUGUUCCGUGCAGCCUAUGCCUCAUCUGCCGUGGUGGAGAGCAUUGUCGACUACUGGGGAUACUUUGAGCCCAUUAGUGAUUACAUGCCGGAAAACUGCUCGGCAGACGUCGAGGCUGUGAUCGCAUACAUCGACCAGACAUUCAACAAUGGGACGGAAGACGAGAUCAACUCUAUCAAAGAGCUGUUCAACAUGAACUUGACACACUUGGACGACUUCGCCGGUGCUCUGAGGAACAACCUGUGGGACUGGCAGUCUCUACAGCCAGAUAGCGGUCCCGAUCAACAGUUCUUCCAAUUCUGUGAUGCUCUCGAAGUGAAGGACGGUGUGAGCGCGCCCGCGUCUGGAUGGGGCCUCGAGCAUGCUCUAAAUGCAUGGGGCACAUACUGGGCGAACACGUACUACUACUUCAUUUGCGGCGAUUACGACGCAGAGACUUGCUUGGGUACCUAUGACUCCACGGAAUCAUACUUCACAAGCAUCGCUAUUGACGACUCCACGCGUUCCUGGGAGUGGAUUGUGUGCAACUACAUGGGUUUUCUGCAAGAUGGUGCGCCACUCGAUCAUCCGACCCUUGUGAGCCGGCUCAUCCAGCCUAUCUACGAUGAGCGCCAGUGCACGUAUUUCUUCCCUGAGCAGUUUAGCUCACCACCUACUCCGGAUGUAAACGCCACAAAUGCAGCGUAUGACGGGUGGUACGUGGAUGUCGAUCGGUUGUUCUUUGCCAACGGACAGCGCGACCCAUGGCGCGAAGCGACCGUAUCUGCCGACGGGCAGGACUUUCAAAGCACACCGUGGCAGCCGAUCGUCGAGGGGAACGGAUACCACUGCUCUGACCUCCUGACGGGCAAUGCAGAGGUGGACGAGACUAUCGCGGCGGUGCAGGCCGAAGGGCUUGCUGCGAUGGCGGUCUGGCUGGAGGGCUGGGAGCCCAGGUCUGUGGCUAGCUCACGGCGGUAGCGAUCUGUAUAUCUGGAUUGGGGCAGAGGGCAAGCCAGACAGAACCGCUCCAAGUGGUCCCAGCGCGGACAAUGCAGGACGCCCGGGCCGCCAAGAGGCAGCCGAUGUAUCUGGCUUUAGGGCUUUUGUUAGAGAAUUGAGUUUGGCAAUCGAUGUUGCAGAUGGCAGAAAAGUCUUGUACUG